AUAACCUCGCGGUAAUCGAUCGUUUUCCAGCUGGGGCUUGUGAUUUAAGUUAAGACAAUAUAACGUGCCGAAUUCCCACACGCCUGCACAAUGUCGAGCUACAAGCCGAUUGAUGUUUCGAAGGAGGACUUCCGCAAAUAUCUCAGUCACACCGGUGUUCUGGAUGCCAUCAUAAAAGUACUGACGAAAUGCAACAGCGACCGUCCAGAGAAUGCACUCGAGUACCUGGUGAACAAUUUGGGCGAGCGAGUCCAGGAGCAGGAAACGAUCGCCCGAUUGACGGCGGCACUGAGCGACGCACGAAAAGAGAUCGAGGUACUGAAAAACGAAGUGCGUGCACUGAAGGGUGGUAGUGGGCAGGAUGCAGAAACUACCGGGCCUGAUGAAGUGACACAAAACGUAAACAAGCCUGUUUCCGAUGAGGCACCAAGUCCGGUCGUGCCCACUGGUGACCAGAACUCGACGACUCUGCCCUCAGUCGCUGGUAUGACCGAAGGCGCAUCAAAGGAAGAAACCGUUCCGUCCCCGAAAGCCUCCGAUGCGGAUGCUGGUAGUAAGCAAAAGAAAGAAGCCGCCCCAGAGAUCGACAAACAAGACCAACCGGUAGUCACACCUACCGACAAAGCAGACGAAAAAGAAUAAGGCUGCCAUACCAAUGCCGCAAAACCCGUGAUCUUGGAUUGCUAUUUAGGUUAAGUUAUUUUGAGUAUCAUCGUUCGAAUUAGGAAUUCGAAUGGCACGAUGCUUUCCUUCACCCGGUCGGAGGACGAAAAAACGCGUAGCAUAACGGUACCGUAGAAGUAUUGAGACAUCCGCGCUGCAGCAGAUCGCUUUUUCUGUCUGCUCUGAACGACCGCGUUCACCGCACUUGGACCGUUAUAUUUUUUACUCCCAUUAUCACCAUUACGGCUACUAACAAAACCAAUCACUGAUCCAAGUACAACGUGUUCCCAAAGCUGAACGUAUUUAUUGCCGCAUUUAAUAUCGUCACUUAUUGUCAACAUCAACCGUAGCUGUUUCGAUGCUAUACAAACACAUUCCCAUUAUGUUGUGUGGUGUUGUAAAAUAAAAGGGGCAACAAC
Messenger RNA from Anopheles cruzii, 1082 nucleotides. RefSeq names its product c-Myc-binding protein homolog. Lineage: Eukaryota; Metazoa; Arthropoda; Insecta; Diptera; Culicidae. The record is from RefSeq and is a predicted model, not a curated record. Gene Ontology annotation, cellular component: nucleus. Gene Ontology annotation, molecular function: transcription coactivator activity. The transcript is spliced from 2 exons. Bases 91 to 642 code for a protein of 183 amino acids. Gene Ontology annotation, biological process: regulation of DNA-templated transcription.